Molecule: messenger RNA, 4329 nt
Organism: Cuscuta epithymum
Lineage: Eukaryota; Viridiplantae; Streptophyta; Magnoliopsida; Solanales; Convolvulaceae
Source: the annotation of a GenBank genome assembly
UGAUUACAUCAUCUAAUUCUUCAUGUAGAUAAACAAACAUAAUUAUGUAAUUGUUUAGGCAAAAUAUCGAUAAUUCCUUCUAACAAUCAAUAUGAAAAUAUGGGACUCGUUUUUGGGUUUAGAAUGUGCAUGUAUAUGUCUUGUAAUUGGUAGCUACUUGUACUCCUUUUGUGUUUCAAAAAAGAAAACAAUUUCCCUCCCUUAUGGACCGAAAUCUGAGGAGAGAACGGUAAAGAUUCAUACCAUUCUUGUAGAAGAACGCUUGUUUGUAAACUUGGUCGUUGAUUCUCCAGGUAUGACUUCCACUCUAAUUCCUGAUAGAUCCGUCGAGUUAAGGCGUUCCCGUCACAAUGUGAAGUCUUCACCUAAUCUGAUUCAAAGCUCAUCUGUAGUCUCACUUGAAGAUUCAAGUCAGGAAUCAGAGAGUUCCGAAGCGGGUGGAGGAGAGAAUGCAGAUGUAUAUAUCCCCAUCCAAGUGGUCUACCUUGUUGCUCAAGAUCCGGCCUCUUUCUAUUCCGGUGAAGUGUCCUACUUCGUCUACUGCUGCCUCCUCAUCUAGUUCUCAGUUAGUUCCCUUGGAUUUUGAACCCUGUCUAUGGCCUCUAGGAAGAAAAGGGCGCCCUCAAAAUUAUCUUCUCCCUCUCCUAAAAUUCCCAAGUGUUCUUUUGCAGAGGUGACAAAGACCUCUACCUUGCCUUCUGGGAUACCUAAAGCUGAAUUCGGCCCUGUUCCAUUGAAGAUGAUUGCAUCCUUCUCCUCUGAUUUCUGCUGCCUGAAAGAUGCUUUGUUGAUGAAGGACGAGAUGUCGUAGGUUCUGCUUCCAUCAUCUUCUGCUGCUUUUCAGGGUUUGUCUCCCACUGGCUUGGCGCUGGCUUCAUCCGCUUUUACUUUCCAGGUCUUUUACUUUAUAUUGUUAAUCUAUCUUGGCAACUAAUGGUAGUCUAUACCUGGUAGUGAUGUUGUGGAAAUCGAGUUCGGCUCGACUCGGUAAAGCUCGGACUCGACUCGUUUAUUCCAGGAAACGAGUCGAGCUCGAACUCACUGUUUUACUCGAUAAGAUUAACGAGCCGAGCCGGCUCGAUUCGAAAAACCCGAUAAGGCUCGUGACAAGGCUCGUGAGAUGGGUACAUUGCCAUUCUAUCAGAUAUUAGGUUUAGCCGUUUAGGCCCAUUAGUGCUGACUGAACAUGUGUUGUAGACUUGUAGUUAAUAAGUGAGUUUUCAAGUUCGAGUUGUCAAGCUUGAGCUGUAAAUAGGUUUAACGAACCGAGUUCGAGCUCAAAUAUAGAAUCGAAUUUUUAACGAGCCGAGCUCGAGCCAGGCUCGAAAAAUGUGCGUGUCGAGUUCGAAUUUGUGAUACUCGGGCUCGGCUCGAAUAACAACACUAAUACCUGGUAUGUUGAUUGAACCCAUUUUAAUUUACAGAGCACACAAGCUAACAACGUCAGCUUAAGAGAAGUACCAUAUGUAGCCACUUAAGAGAAGUACCAUCUGUAAGCACAAAAAUCUCAGAAAUUAGUCAUCACACCCUUUUUUCAUCACAGAUAGUGCACUGCUUUACUCAGGCUAAAUAUGCAUCACAAGGUUCACAAAUUACACAUAUAAUUCAGUUCCAUUCAUCACAGAUGGGACAUCAUUUAACUCAGCCUUAAUCUACACCAGUAAACGUGUUUAUGUAAUCAACAACUUUGAUUCAUCAAUGGCGGGAGUAAAGUAAUAUCACGCCGAAUCAACAGAACAACUCACAAUUUUAACUUAUGCCUCAGAACAGACUCAUCACAGGCAAGACAUAAGAAAAAUAAUGCCACAGAACCUCAGAAAUUAGUCAUGACAAGGUUUUUGCAUCACAGACAGUGCACUGAUUUACUCAGGGUAAAGAUGCAUCACAAGCUAAGGUUCACAAAUUACACAUAAUUCAGUUCCAUUCAUCACAAGCGGGACAUCAUUUAACUCAGCCUUAAUUAAUAAGCAUCUACACCAUUAAAAGUGUUUAUGUAAGCCACAACUUUGGUUCAUCAAUGGAGGGAGUAAAGUAAUAUCACGCCGAAUCAACAGAACAGCUCACAAUUUUAACUUAUGCCUCAGAACAGACUCAUCACAGGCAAGACAUGAGAAAAAUAAUGCCACACAACCUCAGAAAUUAGUCAUCAGUUUUUUAGCACAGACACUGCACUGCUUUUACUCAGCCAAAACAUCACAACGUUUAUUAAUCACACACAGUACACGAGUAAAAUGAGUACCGAUCAGCAGCAGAAAGUUCAAAGAUCACAGACACUACACCGAUGAAUACAGGUCAAAUAAGCAUCACAAAGUUCUUACUCCUACAUUACAGUAGAACCUCAAACAAACCUGCUACACACGGUAGACAACAAAGAAAUGAAAUUAGGCAGUAAGAACUCCCCUAUGACAACCAGUCAUCAACGUCAGCCGUAGCGACAGGGGUUGGCGUCGCUUCCCUUAGCUUUUGGAACAGACCUCCAUGCAACGGUAGUCGAGGUGCUCAAGGCCGUCUUCACUAUCAGGUGCAAUCAGCCCCUCGUAACGUUUCCUCCCUUUCCAAGUCAGAUUAGUAUCGUCGGGAUGGAGAUAGGUACCAUUAUGGAGAAAGACAUCCUUCGGAAUCAAAUAGGAAUUCCCAGCCACCGUCAAUGGGAGGGGCAAGUGAAGUGAAAUCCCCAGAGUGAAGGAUAUCGACGGCCGGAGAUUUAAUAAGGUCUGCCUCUGAGUGCGACGCUAGGAGUGCGACGCUAGGAGUGCGCCAUGGUCGCCAGCUGCAGAUGGAGUGGAGACCUUUGUUUUUCCGGAUUCCAUGAGAGCUCAAAGGUUCAGGCAAGUGUAAGAAGGCGGAAGGGUUGAAAAUGGAGAGAUGAAGGCUACGUUCGACAGACUUUUUCAGGUGAUAAUCGGUUGAAAAUUUCCAAAUUAAGCUAAUUACAAUAUCAUUAAACUUGUUUGGCAGAAAGGCUUAUAUGUGCUUGAACUGAAAUUGUAUGACUAAAAUCAAACGUUUACAACAGAAGUGUUUCAUUCAGCCCAUGGAAAGAAGACUUCCGCGUUCCAAGAAUAUCCCUGACUGACCCAACCUGGAUUCACGUCUCACACAGCUUCAAAAACUCAUUUUGUCAUUCUCUCACCUAGAGCAUAUAUGCUCCCUUACAAAGCAAUUUUACCGGGGUGUUUUUGUGGUUCAUGCGGAAAGCUCACAGGGAGUCAGGGAUCAAUAUGGGGGAGCAGGUUGACGGUAGCAGAAUUACUCCCAAAAUAAUUUAGUUUGAGAUGUGUAGACGUAGUAUUAUAGUUUGAGUAUGUACUAAAAUUUUAAAAGGCUGAAAAUAUUAAAAAUGUUAUAAUAAAUAAUUUAUUCUAUUAAUAAAUUAUAUACCCUUAAAGGUAAUUUCAUAUUAUCCCAACACUUUUUCAGCUCUCUUUGCCAAACGGGUCUACUCUAUUCAACUAGUGUUUCAGAUUCAGCACUUCAAAAUUCAGCUUCAGACAAUUGCCUCUAGUUCAGACAAUAGUAUCUAAUUUAGACAUUAGCCUCCAGCUUCAGCUCGUCGUGCCGAACAUAGCCGGAGUAGGCUAAUAGGUAGGGUUACGAGUUAAGAAUGGCAAUUUGGACUGCAAGUAAGGUAUGAUGACUGGACCGAGAACUGAUGGGCAUUUGGACACAUUAGGUUUUGAAUUUCAAAAUUAAGGGUAAAAAUGAUAAUUCAGAACCUAUAAUUGAGGGUAGAAUAGAGAUAUUGGUGUAUUUUUAUUUCCGUUUUUAGAAAUGGAAAGAUUUUUUUGUUACGGAAGAAAAAGGAAAGUUGGAAGAUUUUUUUGAUAUGGAGAGAGUAUUUCUUUUGCAACGUCGUUAACUAUGAUUAGUACUAAUAAAAAAAAUUAUUAUUAAUAAUAAAAAACCUGUUCGGUUCGGUCCAAACCAAUAAUUUGAGUCUACAACCCGAUUCCAAACCGUUUUUUACCAGUCCCGAUUUUCGGGUCCCAAAUAUUAUCGGUUCGGUUCGGUUUUUUCAAUGCGAUUCGGUUACUUUCGGUUCAUUUUUCGGUUCGAUAUGCUAGCUUUAGUUGUUUUACAACCCAUCGUAUAGGUAUAUAUAGGGGCAGAAGGGAGUGUGUAAUCAAGCAAACAUUAUAUACAUUGUGGGUAUUAUCCGAUGGUUAUUUCGUUCUCAAUCUCUUUUUUGAGAUUUUGUAGUACAGACAUUUAUUGUUGCGUGCUAGCCCGAUCAAGCAAAAGGGAUAUAGUUUUUAAAAUUCGAAUAAACCCAUAUACAAAUUGUUAAUACAAUACAAUACUACGUACAUUAAAUGAGAUAUUUUAAAG